Aspergillus piperis CBS 112811 is the source of this 3093-nucleotide messenger RNA. RefSeq lists its product as uncharacterized. Gene Ontology annotation, biological process: nucleoside metabolic process. NCBI's taxonomy places the organism in Eukaryota, Fungi, Ascomycota, Eurotiomycetes, Eurotiales, Aspergillaceae. Gene Ontology annotation, molecular function: catalytic activity. Bases 1 to 3093 code for a protein of 1030 amino acids. The transcript is spliced from 4 exons. The record is from RefSeq and is a predicted model, not a curated record.
AUGCCAACAGAAGCUGUCCACCACCUCAGUCGUGCUCAUUUUACAAUCGCAAUUAUAUGCCCGCUUCCCCUGGAGGCAGAAGUGGCGAUACCGCUGUUUGACACGGUCUACGAUAGAACUGUCUAUGAAAAAUACGGUCCUGUACGAAAUGACCCCAACCACUAUACGCUGGGCCGCAUUGGCUGUUACAACGUGGUUCUGGCCCACAUGGGUGGUUGUGGGAAAGCCGAAUCAUCCAGCGUGGCCAGUAAUAUCAAACAAAGCUACCCCGGCAUUGAACUGGCCCUUUUAAUAGGGAUCUGUGGAGGAGUGCCUUACAGGACGGACGUGGGUCCAACACAACGCAGGAGAGAUGUUUUCCUCGGCGAUGUGAUAAUUAGCAGCGCGAUUAUUCAAUAUGAUUUGGGGAAAAGACUUCCGCACCGAUUUGUGCGCAAGAAUACGUCAGAGUCCAAUUUAGGGCGAGCGAGUCUGCAGAUCGGAUCAUUCAUGACCUGCUUAGAGUCGCGUCAUGGCGACCUCUCCAAAGACCAACAGGGGCAUCUUCAGACUAUACAAGGUAGCAAGGAUGUGCCAUAUCCUGGUAUUAAAAGCGUUAUCCUAUUUAAAGCUGAAUACAAGCAUCGCGUACGCUGUCUGUGUAUCAGUGAUGCCAGCGGGGACCCAAGUGUCGUGGACCGCCGUCGUGUGGACUCUGAUGGGGCUCCGUAUAUCCAUAUUGGCCGGCUUGCCUCUGGAGAUACUGUGAUGUGCUCUGCCAAGGAUCGAGACAAGAUUCCAAGCGCGAGGAAGUUCUUGGUUUUGAGAUGGAAGGGGCCGGCCCAUAAGAAUGAUACUUGGCAAUACUACGCAGCUGCGAGUGCAGCGGCUUGCAUGCGUGCUCUCCUGGAUCAGAAUCCCAUUUCGAAUGCGACAUCAUCAGCGGGCCUGGCCCAGGAUAUAAUUGCCUCCCAGUUUAAUCCGCGAAAAAGACCCGCAGAGACUUCUGAAGACUCCAGUAACGAACGGGAAAAGGCGUGCCUUGAUCUAUUAACUUUCCCCCAAGCUCAAUAUCGCCUGGACGAGAUUAUGGAUCCCCUCAGUACGACAUGCAUUUGGGUACUAGAACGACCAGAAUAUAAGACAUGGAUGAGCGGGGAGGAUUUAAAAAGUCACGGAGGAUUUUUCUGGAUCAAAGGGAAGCCCGGAGCCGGAAAGUCGACGCUCAUGAAACACCUCCUUUCAAAGGCAAAGCAAACUGGAAAAGACACAAUCAUCUCCUCUUUCUUUUUCCAUGCCCAAGGGGUGGACCUAGAGAGGAACACUGUGGGUAUGUAUCGCUCACUCUUGCACCAGCUUCUCUCAUCUACUGCCGUUCCAUCGAGUGCCAAACAGCCCUACUUUAGCUUUGCAGCGAAGAUGCUAAGUCAAGAUGACGGCAUAAAUUGGACAAUCCGAGACUUGAAACAUCAGCUGUUAUCGCUCAUCCGAUUGCUGAACAACCGCUACGUGUUCUUCUUUAUUGAUGCUCUGGACGAAUGCGACCAAGCCGAGAUGGAGGACAUGAUACCGUUCCUCGAGCACUUGGGGCACUCUUUGAAUGCAUGCGAUGUUCAUCUGAGAAUCUGUCUGGCAAGCCGACACUAUCCACAACUCAAUAUUGAGCGUGGCAUUGAGUGGGUCUUGGAGUACCAGCAGGAGCAUCAAGGCGACAUGCGGAAGUACGUUGAGACGAAAUUGAAAGGGGGCAAGUCAAAAAUGCUCCAAGAGAUUAGAGAAGAAGUGUGCGCCCGAGCAUCCGGUGUAUUCCUCUGGGUUAUACUUGUAGUUCGAUCGCUAAAUGAUGCGUUCGCCAAGGGCAAAAUCCACGCCGUACGUCAACGGCUGGAUGAAAUCCCGGACGGGCUCGAUGAGCUUUUCACCGAUAUGCUGACCAGAGACACUGAUGAAAUUGAUGACCUUAUCUUUUGUCUUCGACUCAUCCUGUUUGCACAACGUCCAUUGUCCAAGGAUGAGUUUUACUUCGGGGUGCUGUUUACCAAAAACGGCUUGAUCAAAAGAGAAGGCGAAUGGCACAUUGACCCGCACAUUGAGAACUUUAUCCUCAACGUCUCCAAAGGCCUCGUGGAAAUUACCCGCACCAAAGCUCGCAUAGUACAUUUCAUUCACGAGUCAGUGCGAGAUUUUCUACUACGACGGGACGGUUUUAGCAAACUCCAGGCUGGGUCGAGCGCGAACACAAUCGGGAACGCCCAUAACGAGCUUGCACAAAUCUGCUUCCGAUACAUCUGUCAAAUCAAGCUCAUGGCCGCAAAGGAGCUUCGAAGACCCUGUGUAUGGCCACCCCUAGUAUGGCCACCUCAAGUCGAGAACUAUCUGGAUGCAGAAACCCCAUUCCUCAAUUAUGCUAUCCAUAGCCUCCUGCCUCACAGCAAUGCGGCUGAGGCUGGAGGCACUUCGCAAGCUGCCUUCCUGCAAGCGUUUUCUUUGUCAUUCGAGGACUUCAAGCACAUCCGCAAUGCCCUUACAUUAUGUCACAUUCGCCAAUAUGGAUCCGACGUCACGGUUCUAUACGUUCUAGCAGAAUUGAACUUGGACCACCUCAUCCGCCUGGAACUUCUACGUACGCCACAGAUGUGGAAGCAAAUGGGAAGGUAUCACAGCCCAAUGGGUGCGGCUGUCUACUUGGGUAACACACUUGCAAUCAGGGCCUUACUUGGUUGCAAUACGAGUUCAGAUGCCUCUGUCGACAACUCCUUGCUUGAGGCUGGGGUUAUUGAUCGUAUGAAACAAUAUGUGGUCAACAGCAAGCGAAUCAAGAUGAAAAGAGGUUCUAUGGCUUUGUAUCUGGUGGAGUACGCUAUUAAACGUGGUCAUGUAGCCAUAUUAAAGCUCCUCUACCUCACUGGCAAAAUCGAUCUGAACCAUAAGCUCAACUGUCGUUCGCUACCGCUUAUCUGUGCGAUUAAGAGUGCCAAGGCAGAAAUUGUGGAAUUUUUGCUCAGCUGUGAUAGAGUCACUAUUGCCAGCCCCACAAACGCUUUGCAAGCUGCAAUCACUCGAGUCUUCGUUGGUUGGACUCCUACGGGGGAGUUGCCAUCCACUGGGCAGUAA